UACUUUUGCGAUUGCUUGCUAACGAGUACUUAAACUAAGAAAUGUUAAGUAUUUUUUUGUGCAUUGUAGUAUUGCAAUAUGUUCUGCUUAUCCAAGCCAAUUCCCUCUAUACGGUGGUGGGGCCUGGCACCAUCCGAUCCAACUCCAAGUACAAUGUAGUCGUUUCGAUCCACAAGGCAGAUGGACCGAGCCAGAUAAAGGUCAGUCUAAAUGGACCCUCGUACAAUGAGACCAAGCAAAUCGAACUGCCGCCAAUGUCCACCGAGAAUGUGGAGUUUGAGGUGCCAAAAUUGGCCACCGGCGACUAUAAUCUCACUGCUGAGGGAAUUUCCGGUGUGUUUUUCCGGAAUUCUACCAAACUGAACUAUGCCGAUGAGAAGCCCUUGACUUUUGUUCAAACCGAUAAGCCAAUCUACAAGCCAGCUGAUCUCGUUCAGUUUCGUAUUCUCUUUUUGGAUGAGAACACUCGGCCCGCCAAAAUUGAUAAGCCUAUAUCGGUCUUAAUCACCGACGGAGCCCAGAAUCGGAUUAAGCAGCUUACGGAUGUCAAGUUAACCAAAGGUGUUUACUCUGGAGAACUCCAGUUGUCCGAGCAACCUGUCCUGGGCACCUGGAAGAUCUCAGUCAGUGUGGAUGGUGAUAGUAGGGAGACCAAGUCUUUCGAGGUGGACAAAUAUGUCCUACCCAAAUUCGAGGUCAUCGUGGACACAGCCAAGAAUGUGGUCCAGGCAGAAAAUGUGAUCAAGGCCACAAUUCGGGCCAAGUACACAUACGGAAAACCAGUGAAAGGCAAGGCUACAGUAUCAAUGUUAUUCAUUGGUGAUUCGGAGGAUUACAAACAGGAGAGAACUGUCGACGUCGAUGGGAAGGGUCAUGUGGAGUUUGAUUAUUCCGUGGACCCGGAUAACGACAAACAGCUAUCAUUGGAACUCUUUGCUGUUGUGACCGAAGAAUUAACGGGGAACAAACAAAAUGCAACCGCCUCUGUUCGUCUUCAUGAGCAGCGUUACAUUAUUGAAAGGUUGGGGACGUCAGAGUAUUACUAUAGCAACAAGUCGUUUAUAUAUCAGAUUGUGGUAAAGAAUGUAGAUGGGACUCCAGUCACAGGUUCUUCGAAGAAUAUAAAGGUGGUAUUUAGAGACUGGUAUAACCCACCUACAAUCAUUAAUUUCGAAGUACCUGUAAGCCAGAGUGGCAUUGCCACCUUAAAUGUUACUCUGCCCGAGCAUGCUACCAACUACUUUAACGUGGUCGCCACUUUUGAAGGGAUAGAAACACCCAUCGGAACUAUCAGAAAAGCCCCAGUAAGUAGCGAGCCUCUGAAGAUUCAGGUGAACACGAAAACACCAAGAUUGGGCCACCGAGUUUCUUUCGAUGUCAAAUCGAUAGAAGAUAUUCCUUACUUUGUAUACACGGUUGUGGCCAGAGGAAAUAUACUGCUGAGUGAAUACGUUGAUGUGCCAGAUGGUCUUAAGACUUACACGGUUAAGUUUACUCCCACAUUGAGCAUGGUGCCCAAGGCAACCAUCUUUAUUCAUUAUGUCUUGAACAACAACUUACAUUUUGAAGAGAAAACUAUAGACUUCGAAAAAGAAUUUAGUAAUUCGAUUAUUAUCUCGGCUCCAGUGGAUGCAAAGCCCGGCGCUGAUGUCAAAUUACGGGUGAAAACCGAUGCCGACUCUUUUGUUGGUCUUUUGGGAGUCGACCAGAGUGUCCUAUUGUUCAAGUCGGACAACGAUCUAAGCCGAGAUAAUAUAUUUAACAGCCUAAACAAGUUCACGACUGCUACUCCAUCGCAAGGCGGCGAAGGGCGUUAUCCUGGCCAGCUUUCCGGACUAGUGACCUUAACCAACGCUAACUUUCCUUAUAAAUUUGCCGUCCCGCUGAUGAUUAAGGAAACACCGAGGUGUUCGACCUCAUAUACAUAUCCCAGGCGCCGCCCAUUUAGACACUCAUGGCAAAAUUAUAAUAGAUCCAAUUCUUUCAGACGUCCCAGCACAUAUGGCUGUUGGUAUGAUGUAAAUGAUCGCAGAAGGACGCGCUGGAUUAAUAGAUCAAGUCACUCCUCUAGUCACAGCAGGGGAAUGCACAAGAGUGCUAGUGUAUUGAACUAUAAUCCGCAAAGUGCAUUUAGACCAUCAUACUAUACUACCCGCACACAUAAUAUCAACAUACUACCAUCAAAAAAACCCCAUUCAGAACAACCGCCACCGACGCCAGCGCCAACCCCAACACCAAUUAUACGUAAAGAUUUUCCCGAGACAUGGAUGUUUGCCAAUUUGGAUGGGGAUGGAUUCACGGUAAGCAAGAAAAUCCCGGAUACGAUUACCUCUUGGAUGGUUACGGGUUUUUCAUUGAACCCCACAUCUGGAAUCGCUUUGACCAAGGACCCUAGCAAAAUUCGGGUGUUCCAGCCCUUUUUUAUUUCCACAAAUCUGCCGUACUCCGUUAAGAGAGGCGAAGUAAUUGCUAUUCCCGUGUUAAUCUUCAACUACAUGGAUAUAACCCUCGAUGCAGAAGUAGUGAUGGACAACUCCGACCAGGAGUACGAGUUUACCGAGGCCACAAAUGAAGUGCUGGAGAAGGCUAUUGAUGAAGUGCGACGGGUCAAAAGAGUCACGAUACCGGCCAAUAGUGGCAAGAGUGUUUCGUUUAUGAUCCGCCCAAAGAACGUAGGAUCCACUACGCUAAAAAUCACGGCCACAUCUGCAUUGGCCGGUGACACUAUCCACCAGAAACUGAAGGUGGAGCCGGAGGGCGUAACCCAAUUUGAAAACCGGGCAGUCUUCAUCAACCUGAAGGAUCAGCCGGAGAUGACGCAGUCUCUGGAGGCCGAGAUUCCCAGCGAAGUCGUGCCGCAGUCCGAAUUCAUAGAGUUUACCGUGGGGGGCGAUCUCCUGGGACCCACGCUCCAGAAUCUGGACAAUCUGGUGCGCAUGCCCUACGGUUGCGGAGAGCAAAAUAUGGUUAACUUUGUGCCGAACAUCCUGGUGCUCAAGUAUUUGGAGGUCACUGGUCGUAAACUGCCGGCCGUGGAGUCUAAGGCCAAGAAGUUCCUGGAGAUCGGCUAUCAGCGAGAACUGACUUACAAACACGAUGAUGGUUCCUACAGUGCCUUUGGAAAGUCUGAUUCUUCGGGCAGCACCUGGCUCACCGCCUACGUGAUGCGCUCCUUCCAUCAAGCAGGGACCUAUACAGAUGUCGAUCCCAAGGUCGUGUCCGCGGGUCUCGACUUCCUGGUAUCGAAGCAGAAGGAAAGCGGCGAGUUCCCAGAGGUCGGAAAACUCUUCGACAAUGCCAACCAUAAUGCGCUGGGGCUCACUUCGUUCGUUCUGCUGGCCUUCUUCGAGAAUCACGAACUCAUCCCGAAGUACCAGAGUGCGAUUCAGAAGGCAGUUAGCUACGUGGCCGAGGAGGUGGACAAGACGGACGACCAGUAUUCGCUGGCCAUUGCCGCCGUGGCCCUUCACCUGGCCAAGCACCCGCAGGCGGAGAAGGUCCUCGGCAAGUUGGAGAGCCUGGCCCGAAACGAAAACGACAGGAAGUGGUGGUCCAAGGCUCCGGAGUCCACCGGUGGGGAGGGUCAAUUCUUCCACUGGAAGCCACGCAGCAACGACGUGGAGAUCACCUCCUACGUGCUGCUCGCUCUCCUCGAAAGGGAUCCGGCAGAGCAGGCCCUGCCCAUCGUCAAGUGGCUGAUCUCGCAGCGCAACAGCAACGGGGGAUUCUCCUCCACCCAGGACACGGUGGUUGGUCUCCAGGCUCUCACGAAGUUCGCCUACAAGACGGGCUCUGGCUCUGGCACCAUGGAUAUUGAGUUCGCUGCUGCAGGAGGAUCCAAGGAUACGAUAAAGGUCAACCCUGAGAACUCCCUGGUGCUGCAGACCCACGUGCUGCCCAAGGACACUCGCAAGGUGGACUUCACAGCCAAGGGCACUGGAUCCGCGAUGGUUCAGCUCUCCUAUCGCUACAACCUGGCUGAGAAGGAGAAGAAGCCCAGCUUCAAGGUCACUCCCACGGUCAAGGACUCGCCCAACCAGCUUCUGGUGGUGGACAUCUGUGCGGAGUACGUGCCGUUGGAGGAGGCCGACAAGGACAAGGACUCCAACAUGGCUGUUAUGGAGAUCGCCCUGCCCUCCGGAUUUGUGGGAGACACCGAGAGCUUGGCCAAAAUCGAGGCCGUGGAUCGGGUGAAGCGCGUGGAGACCAAGAACUCAGACUCCACGGUCAUCGUCUACUUCGACAGCUUGACCCCCGGGGAUGUGCGGUGUCUGCCGGUGGAGGCCUCCAAGGCCCAUGCGGUGGCCAAGCAGAAGCCCGCCUCCGUGUCCCUCUACGACUACUACGACACGGAUCGCAAGGCCACCGAGUACUACCAGGUACAGUCCUCCCUUUGCGACAUUUGCGAGGGCGGCGACUGCGGGGAAGGCUGCAAGAAGGCCUAAUAAUUUACUUUAAUAUAGGAAAAGACCAAAUAUAUUUUAUAGAGAAAUGGUUUUUUUAACUAACUAUAAAAUAAAUACCGGCUUAACUGGCCCAAUCGA
This is a messenger RNA of Drosophila rhopaloa, 4544 nucleotides long. Its product is annotated as alpha-1-macroglobulin-like. Lineage: Eukaryota; Metazoa; Arthropoda; Insecta; Diptera; Drosophilidae. Gene Ontology annotation, cellular component: extracellular region. Gene Ontology annotation, molecular function: endopeptidase inhibitor activity. The coding region runs from base 42 to 4445 and encodes 1467 amino acids. The record is from RefSeq and is a predicted model, not a curated record. The transcript is spliced from 9 exons.